Messenger RNA from Filobasidium floriforme, 1191 nucleotides. Its product is annotated as pectin lyase fold/virulence factor. Gene Ontology annotation, molecular function: pectinesterase activity. Gene Ontology annotation, biological process: cell wall modification. Bases 1 to 1191 code for a protein of 396 amino acids. The record is from RefSeq and is a predicted model, not a curated record. The transcript is spliced from 6 exons. NCBI's taxonomy places the organism in Eukaryota, Fungi, Basidiomycota, Tremellomycetes, Filobasidiales, Filobasidiaceae.
AUGUAUGUGUCAUUGAUAUUAUCCUCGCUGCUCGCCAGCGCGGCCUUGACGAGCGCGACGGCCAAUUCUACCUGGGCGGCUUGCCAAUAUCCUCGCGCUCAGGGUUCACAACUCGACCAGUGCCCCAACGGCACGCUCUACGUAUCGCAGACCGAUCCUCAGGCCGGGUUCGGGCAGGUGAGUCGAGCGUUGGAUUCGUCUCACGUCAUCCUCAUCGGGCCCGGAAACUACCACGAAGUCAUCAACGUGACACGCCAAGGACCACUGACAUUGCUGGGAGUGACAUCGGACCCAUAUGACUGGCGUAACAACCAAGUCCACGUCUGGAAUUCCUCUUUCAUCAACCAGACCACGCAGGCCGUCGGCGAGGACAAUGCGGAUGCCAUGGUCCUCACCGUCUCGCCGAACCGGAACGCUUCAUUGAUCGGAGCAGGUCCUGCAGGAGCGCCUUUACAACCGGAGUUCGGGAAUAUCGAUUUCAGGGUGUAUAAUCUGGAUUUCGCAAAUCGGGCGACGGUGGGUGGUCGCGAGUUUAUGGGACAGACAGGACCGUCGGGGGCCGUCAGCGUUUCAUAUACCAAUGCGAGCUUUUACGGAUGUUCUUUCUUUUCCUGGCAAGAUACUCUGUACGUCGGGAGAAACGGGAGCGCGUUGUUCUACGGAGGAGAGGUCCGAGGCGAGACCGACUACCUGUAUGGAUUCGGGACGGCAUGGUUCGAGAAUGUCACCAUGGCAAACCGAGGGAACGGCGGAGCUCUGACGGCAUGGAAAGGCUCGACCGGUAUCAUCACGGACGAGGUCAACACGUACGGCGUGUACCAGGCGAAUGGCAGGAUCGUCCGAGCUGAAGAUGCGCCUGAAGACCUGAAUUUGACGCGUUCUUGUGCGCUCGGAAGACCCUGGAACAACGCCUCCAGGGCAGUCUAUCUGAACACGUACAUGUCCGAUAUCGUCCUGCCCCAAGGGUUCAUCGAGUGGUCCGCCAAAGAACCUCGGAUCGUACCGGGAUUGACCGAGUUCGUAGAGGUCGGAUCGUAUGGCCCGGGAUUCCAGCUCGAGCAGAGGAAUCAGAGCGUGGGCGAGGUCGCAAACGGGAGCGCGUAUACGGUCGAGUCGGUAUUCGGGGGGAUGCCUGCCUGGGUGGAUUUGGGGACUGUCGUGUUUGGCAAAGGCUCGAGCGCGAGUAGUUGA